AUGGCAGCUGUACACCCGAACCCGGACCCGAAUUUCCUCUCCCACGUCCUCCAGCCAUACCUAGAGCAACAGCAACAAUUUCCACCCGACCCGUCGGAUGAAGAAACUGCAACUGAAACCGAUAACGAAAGUACCGCGUCUUUUACUAAUAAUUCAAUUGUCUCGAUCCCGAAUACGAAUUCGGGUUUGACUGAACGGUCGAAGCCAGUGCUCCUCCAUGUGUCGUUCAACCAGGACUAUGGAUACUUUUCUGCCGGCACCGAUCGCGGGUUCCGUGUAUACGAUUGCGAUCCUUUUAGCGAGAAUUUUCGACGUAAUCUUGAUGGUAACGGUGGAAUCGGCAUUGUUGAGAUGCUAUUCCGUUGUAAUAUACUUGCCCUUGUCGGCGGUGGUGAUUCCCCUCAGUAUCCGCUUAAUAAAGUUAUGAUAUGGGAUGAUUAUCAUAACCGGUGUACCGGGGAGCUUUCUUUCAGGUCGGAGGUUCGUGGGGUUCGGUUGAGGAGGGACCGGAUUGUGGUUGUCCUUGAGCAGAAGAUUUUUGUGUAUAAUUUGGAGGAUUUGAAACUAUUGCAUCAGAUUGAGACUAUUGCGAACCCUAAGGGGCUAUGUGCGGUGUCGCACGUGGCUGGAUCAUUUGUGUUGGUGUGUCCAGGGCUGCUGAAGGGACAGGUUAUGGUGCAGCAUUAUUCUUCGAAGACGACUAAGUUUAUUAUGGCUCAUGAUUCGAGGAUCGCCUGCUUUACGCUGUCACAAGAUGGAAAUUUGCUUGCCACUGCCAGCACUAAGGGGACCCUGGUUCGAAUUUUCAAUACACAUGAUGGGACUUUAAUGCAGGAGGUAAGGAGGGGUGCAGACAGAGCAGAAAUAUACAGCCUAGCGUUUUCACCUACUGCCCAUUGGCUGGCAGUCUCGAGUGACAAGGGCACCGUUCAUGUAUUCCGCCUUAAAGUUAAUGCAGAAAACCUUGGAAAUGCGAGGUCAAGCAGUCCUCCAGAUUCGUCUUCUGCCAUGACUUCACCAAGGUCAUCACUCUCUUUCAUCAAAGGAGUACUCCCCAAGUAUUUUAGCUCUGAAUGGUCAGUGGCUCAGUUUCGUUUAAUUGAAGGUCCACAAUAUAUCGUUGCAUUUGGUCAGCAAAAGAAUACAGUGGUCAUUAUUGGCUUGGAUGGAAGUUUUUAUCGGUGCAAGUUCGACCCAGCCUCCGGUGGAGAGAUGACACAGCUUGAAUAUCAUAAUUUCCUUAAUCCUGAUGAAGCUUUCUAG
Messenger RNA from Fraxinus pennsylvanica, 1263 nucleotides. Lineage: Eukaryota; Viridiplantae; Streptophyta; Magnoliopsida; Lamiales; Oleaceae. The record is from the annotation of a GenBank genome assembly.